Messenger RNA from Schizosaccharomyces osmophilus, 657 nucleotides. It is a transcript of the gene rev7, whose product is annotated as mitochondrial DNA polymerase, zeta subunit Rev7. The coding region runs from base 1 to 657 and encodes 218 amino acids. The transcript is spliced from 7 exons. NCBI's taxonomy places the organism in Eukaryota, Fungi, Ascomycota, Schizosaccharomycetes, Schizosaccharomycetales, Schizosaccharomycetaceae. Gene Ontology annotation, cellular component: zeta DNA polymerase complex. The record is from RefSeq and is a predicted model, not a curated record.
AUGGCUACUGAGGAUCCAUCAUGGACAGUCAAACAAUGCAUAGACGUCUUCCGUGAGUUUUUGAUUGUCUGUAUUCAUAGUAUUCUAUGCAAUCGUCAGCUAUAUCCAGAAAGUCUUUUUAUCAAAUCUAGGAAGUAUAAUACUGUUGUUUGGCAAUCGCGCCAUCCUAUAUUAUGCAAUUACAUUCAAGACGCUGUUGAGGCAUGCACUCAAGAACUGCAAGAGGGAAUAGUUGAAUGUAUUUAUCUCUCAAUUACGUCGACAGACCAAGUGGAACUGGAACGGUAUAUAUUUUCAGCUUACUCAAUUCCGAGAAUCCCAGACUUUUUACUUGAAAAACCUGUAUCUCCAAGGGUGCCGUAUUCCGAUUCUUUUGUAGAAUCUCUAAGAGCAGCAAUGAUCCGAAUUCAAAAUGCUACGCAUUCAUUACAACAAUUACCAGAAAAUUGUUCAUGGUCAAUUCGACUUACUUUGAAAGAAAACAACACUAGACCCAAGGCUUGGGAAACCUGGUACCUAUCAGAACAUACUCCGGAAUCCAACUUGGAGAGAAGAUACCAAAAUCUUACUAUACCGCUGAGAAAUAUUUCUAUUGGACCAAUGGAUUCUGAAAUAUGGCUUGAAUCGCGCCCAGACGUGUACGACAAUGAAAAGUAA